GCAGCCGCACGUGUGGCCUCGGGCAUGGCGGCCUCUCCGGCCCCGCCGGUGGACGGCGACUCCGGCGUCGUGGCGGAGCAGUUGCAGACCUUGAGGGUCGCCUGCGAGGGAAGCUCCGAGGAGGCGAGGGCGGCGGGCCCGCAGGAGGACGGCGAGCAGGCCCCGCUUUCCCCGGAAAGGCUCCGGGAAGAAGAAACCCCCGCAAAUUCCCCGGAGUUUCCGCGGGAGCCCAAGCCUCCCUGGGCGGCCCCGAAGGGAGGCUUCGCCGCGGGAGAUGCUCCUCACUCGAGCGCCGCCGCCGCUGAGGAGAAGCCGGCUGCUCCCGGGCCGGUCGAGCAGCCCCAGGCUGGGGAGGCCCCGUCGGAAAACCGAGAAGGGCGCCAGCCCUCCGGGGAAGCCGAAGCGGCGGACCACCCUCAGCCGCCCUCCUCCUCCUCCUCCUCCCCCGGUGCUUUUCGGGGCGGCGACAGCGAACCGAACGGAGGCCUCGGUCUCCCAGCGGCAGCGGUCGGUUGCCUAGAGGAAGAGGCGCUCUCGAAGGAGAAGCCGGCGGGACAACGGAGCGAGGAAAAGGGCGCGUUGUCGGGGGAAGGUGGGGAUGGCUCGGAAUCGGACAAUGAUACUGAUGCAGACAGUUCAUCUUCUCUUUCCUCUUCUCCCUCUCCUGCGUUGUUGUCUGAUGAUGAUUAUCAAGAUAAAAAUGAAAACAAUUCUGCUACUACUAAAAACAAAAGUGACUCAACUAAACAGGCGCCACUUCUUGUUGAAGACCUAAUGAUAAUUCUUCCUGAAUCUAUUAAACUAAUGCCUUUUGGACAAGUUUCCAGUAUCAUUGAACAUCAAGUAAUAAUUGAGUCCGAGAAGGGACUUCCUCCAGUGAAUGAAAAUACAGUACUUUUCAAGGAAAAUCGUCAUUCAUUAGGAAAAAUCUUUGAGAUAUUUGGCCCAGUGUCACAUCCCUUUUAUGUAGUACAGUUUAACAGUCUUGAGCACAUUCAGUCUAAAGAUAUUAAAAUAAAAGAUGCAGUAUAUUUUGCUCCAGCUGUGGAAAGCUUCACUCAGUACAUAUUUCCAGAAAAAUUGAAACGAGAAAAGGGAUCGGAUGCAUCUUGGAAGAAUGAUGAAGAGCCACCUCCUGAGGCUUUAGAUUUCAGUGAUGAUGAAAAAGAAAAAGCAGCGAAAUCACACAAGAAAUCUCAGAAUAUAAAAAGAAAGAAGCUCAGAUCACAGCAAAAUGAUAGCCACAAUAAUGGGCCCAAUUAUCAGUCCAGACGACAGCCUCCUUCCGAAUAUUCAGGUGGAUAUUGUAGAGGACAACCUACCACCAGAUUUUCGUGGGGCGGACCUCCUCAUGUAGCUCCUUUUCCACGUUUCUAUAGACAGCCUAAUAUAACUCCACAGUAUUAUUCCUCUGACUAUGCACCACCUACUUUUUGUCAGCAACAGAGCCUGGAGAGUAUGAGAAGGCAUCAGUAUUCCUUCCCAUCCCCAUCUUUUGAAACUGUUAGUCAUAAUACAAAUUUUCCACCUCCCCCGCCCCCGCCCCCACCAGUAGAUUGGAGGUGGCCUCCUACAUGCCCUCAGAACACCUAUGAGCCUUUAUUGUCUAUGUUAUCUUUACCUCCUCCACCUCCACCUCCACCGCCCCCACCCUCGAUAGCGCCUAACACUGGCAGUUCUUCUUAGGACAGAAUAUAUUUUCCGACAACCUUACCUCUGGUAGAUAUGUUAAUAUUUUCUUAUUUGCAUCGAGGGAGCUACACUAUUUUUAGUUAUGUACAGAAAUUAAAACGAGCGUUUUGUAUUGAAAUAAAAAUAUGGAAAAAUGUUUAGUGUCUGUUUAAGUUUCUAUACAAAUCUAAUGGAAACAAUAUUGAAUAUUUCUUUUUGCUCUCCACAUUGUUCAAAAGCUAUUUUUUAUAGAUUUAUCCUUAUUGUGUAUACAUUUAUUUCCUCUAAAACAAAAUUUCUUAUUUCUCAAUACAAUACAUUGAAAUUCUGUAUUCUCUGUUGCCUCUUUAUAAUUGCUGUCUA
This is a messenger RNA of Pseudonaja textilis, 2034 nucleotides long. RefSeq names its product nuclear assembly factor 1 ribonucleoprotein (gene NAF1). Gene Ontology annotation, cellular component: sno(s)RNA-containing ribonucleoprotein complex. NCBI's taxonomy places the organism in Eukaryota, Metazoa, Chordata, Lepidosauria, Squamata, Elapidae. Gene Ontology annotation, molecular function: RNA binding. Gene Ontology annotation, biological process: ribosome biogenesis; pseudouridine synthesis; box H/ACA snoRNP assembly. The record is from RefSeq and is a predicted model, not a curated record.